Messenger RNA from Siniperca chuatsi (mandarin fish), 3948 nucleotides. Its product is annotated as NACHT, LRR and PYD domains-containing protein 12-like. The record is from RefSeq and is a predicted model, not a curated record. NCBI's taxonomy places the organism in Eukaryota, Metazoa, Chordata, Actinopteri, Centrarchiformes, Sinipercidae. Gene Ontology annotation, molecular function: protein binding.
UUUUACCGUCAAAGUCUGUGAGUCGGUUUCCUCCCUGUGGACUGUAGAGGAAAGAAAUGUGAGAAUGACCAGUUUGACUCAUCUGUGGACACAAAGUCGUGAUGUAUACUGCGCGCGCUGCUUCCUGUUACUGACUGAAGGCCAGAAGAUGAGUGUUUGUGUGGAGGAAGAGGAGGACAGAGCAGAGUCUCCAGGAUCCAUCUGUCUGUCUCUGAAGAGUGACUGGUUCAAAGGAAAACCUCCAGACUUCAGUAAUGAACCUGGACCCUCAGACACAAAAGAGAGGAAGAGGAGUCCUGUUUCUGUGGAGGAGCAGCCGUCCUGCUGUGCUUUGUGUCAGGACAUCCUGAAGGAUCCGGUCUCUACCAGCUGUGGACACUGGUUCUGCAGACGGUGCAUCACCUCAUACUGGGACCAGUCUGCUUCAUCAGGAGACUCCUCCUGUCCCCAGUGUGGAGACAGAUCCAGAACAAGACCUGGACUGCGAACAGCCAGUCAGACCAGCACUGUACAAACAGAUAGUGGUCUGCAGGAGGUUUUAGAUGAACAUAAGAUCAGUCUGAGGAGGAGAUGUGAACGUGUGACUGAAGGAAGUGAUGAAACAGGAAGUGGAACCCUCCUCAACAGGAUCUACACUGAGCUCUACAUCACGGAGGGACAGAGUGAAGAGGUUAAUACCCAACAUGAGGUGAGGCAGCUUGAGACAGCUUCCAAGAUGGAGACCCUCCAUGACACUCCAAUCAAGUGCCACGACAUCUUUAAAGCCUUACCCGGCCAACAGGGACACAUCAGAGUCGUUCUGACGAACGGCGUCGCUGGCGUUGGAAAAACCUUCUCGGUGCAGAAGUUCACUCUGGACUGGGCAGAGGGCUUGGAAAACCAAGGCGUCAGUCUGCUGAUUCUGCUUUCGUAGGAGCUGAACUUGAUCAGAGAUGAGCGGUACAGUCUUCUCGAGCUGCUCCAUGUUUUCCAUCCAACAUUACAGAAGGUCACAGCAGAGAAGCUCGCUGUCUGGAAACUUCUGUUCAUCUUUGACGGCCUGGAUGAAAGCAGACUUUCACUGGAUUUCCACAACAAUGAGGUCGUGUCUGAUGUCACACAGAAGUCAUCAGUCAACGUGCUGCUGACAAACCUCAUCGAGGGGAAUCUGCUUCCCUCGGCUCUCGUCUGGAUCACUUCCCGACCUGCAGCAGCCAAUCAGAUCCCUCCUUCAUGUGUUGGCAGGGUAACAGAAGUACGAGGCUUCACUGACGCCCAGAAGGAGGAGUACUUCAGGAGGAGAGUCCGUGAUGAAGAGCUGUCCAGCAGAAUCAUCUCCCACAUCAAGACAUCCAGGAGCCUCCACAUCAUGUGUCUGAUCCCAGUCUUCUGCUGGAUCACUGCUACAGUUCUGGAGCACAUGUUGACUACAGACCAGAGAGGAGAGCUGCCCAAGACCCUGACUGACCUGUACUCACACUUCCUGCUGGUUCAGACAAAGAGGAAGAAGCAGAAGUAUGAUGAGGGACAUGAGACGAGUCCACAGGAGCUGACGGAGGCUGACAGGAAGGUUCUUCUGAAGCUGGGGAGGCUGGCGUUUGAACAUCUGGAGAAAGGAAACAUCAUGUUCUACCAAGAAGACCUGGAGCAGUGUGGUCUGGAUGUCUCAGAGGCCUCGGUGUACGCAGGAGUUUGUACAGAGAUCUUCAGAAGAGAGAGUGUGAUCUUCCAGAAAACAGUCUACUGCUUUGUUCAUCUGAGCGUUCAGGAGUUUCUGGCUGCCGUCUACAUGUUCCACUGUUACACCAAAAGGAAGACAAAGGUACUGGAGGACUUCCUGGGGAAAGACUGGAAACGCAGGGGCUCAACCCUGGAUGUCUUCCUGAUGAGAGCCAUGGAGAAAUCUCUGCAGAGUAAAAAUGGCCACCUGGACCUGUUUGUCCGCUUCCUUCAUGGCCUCUCUCUGGAGUCCAACCAGAGACUCUUAGGAGGCCUGCUGGGUCGGACAAAGAACAGUCCAGAAAUCAUCCAGAGAGCCAUCAACAAACUGAAGAAGAUGAACAGUGAUGAGAUCGCUCCUGACAGAAGCAUCAACAUCUUCCACUGUCUGACGGAGAUGAACGACCACUCAGUCCAUCAGGAGAUCCAAGAGUUCCUGAAGUCAGAGAACAGAUCAGAGAAGAAACUCUCUGAGAUCCACUGCUCAGCUCUGGCCUACAUGCUGCAGAUGUCAGAGGAGCUUCUGGAUGAGUUGGACCUGAAGAAGUACAACACAUCAGAGGAGGGACGAUGGAGACUGAUUCCAGCUGUGAGGAACUGCAGAAAGGCUGUACUUUCUGGCUGUCGACUCUCAGAGACUCACUGUGAAGUCGUGGCCUCAGCUCUGAAGUCCAACCCCUCCCAUCUGAGAGAGCUGGACCUGAGUUACAACAACCUGCAGGAUUCAGGAGUGAGGCUGCUGUCUGCUGGACUGGAGAGCCCACACUCUAGACUGGAGACUCUGAGAUUGAGUCGCUGCAGGUUGUCAGAGAUCAGCUGUGCUUCUCUGGCCUCAGCUCUGAAGUCCAACCCCUCCCAUCUGAGAGAGCUGGAGCUGAGUGACAACAAGCUGCAGGAUUCAGGAGUGAAGCUGCUGUCUGCUGGACUGGAGAGUCCACACUGCAGACUGGAGACUCUGAGAUUGACUUACUGCAGUUUGUCAGAGAUCAGCUGUGCUUCUCUGGCCUCAGCUCUGAAGUCCAACCCCUCCCAUCUGAGAGAGCUGCGGCUGAACUACAACUACCUGCAGGAUUCAGGAGUGAAGCUGCUGUCUGCUGGCCUGGACAGUCCACACUGCAGACUGGAGACUCUGAGAUUGAGUGGCUGCAGCUUGUCAGAGAUCAGCUGUGCUUCUCUGGCCUCAGCUCUGAAGUCCAACCCCUCCCAUCUGAGAGAGCUGGACCUGAGUGACAACAAGCUGCAGGAUUCAGGAGUGAAGCUACUGUGUGUUUUUCUGGAGAGUCCACACUGCAGACUGGAGACUCUGAGAUUGAGUUGCUGCAGGUUGUCAGAGACCAGCUGUGCUUCUCUGGCCUCAGCUCUGAAGUCCAACCCCUCCCAUCUGAGAGAGCUGGACCUGAGUGACAACAAGCUGCAGGAUUCAGGAGUGAAGCUGCUGUCUGAUCUUGUGGAGAGUCCACACUGCAGACUGGAGACUCUGAGGAUCAACAGCAAGUUGAUCACAGCUGACAAACACAAAAAAUAUGACUCCGAUGUCAAACUGGAUGUAAAAAAAACCCUGCCCGGUGACAAAAAGGCUCCAUUAUCCUUCUCACCUGAACAGACAACUGGAUCUUCAUACAGGUUCAGGUGUCCUGGUCCAGGUGUGUUCCAGUGUACUUUGACUGGACUGGUGUUUGUUAUGGCUCAGGAGGCGGAGCUGCUGUACAGGACUGUCCAAUGGGAUGAGAGCCUCCUCCAAUCAGCUGGCAAGAUGGCUGCAGGGAUGCUGUUCGAUAUCAAGUGUUCGGAGGAUGAUGCUGUCUGUCAGCUCCACCUGCCACACUGCGAAACAAAGGAUGCGUUGCUUGUUGAUGGUCUGCUGUCUGUCGUCCACAUCACUGAUGAUGGGAUGAGCAUUUUGGAGCCGCUGGAGAUUACAGACACUCAUGUGGUUGUGAAGGUCCCUCACCUCUCUGCCUUUGGCCUCGUCUGGGACUUGGUUCAAAGGUUUCUGAACAUCUCACUGCCAAUAAAUGGCCAAGUUCUGCUGUUCCUCCGACCUCCAAACAUUAGGCAUCAAAUCCUCGAUGUAUUUCUGCUACAGGACAACAUCCCUCUGCAUGAGGUAAAGCUCUCUGUCACGUGUGUUUACCGUCAGCCUAAACUCGUGUUUUAAGCCCCAGCUGUUUCCACAAACAUGAUUCAGGUCAGCCACACUUUGCUCCUCCUCAUGCUGUCAUGUCAUUUUAGGCAUCUGCAAUUGCAUAU